AAGGAAUAAACUCAAAUGGUGAGUAUUCUACAAGAGGAAGCUGUUUGAUUGAUGCACGUAUGCUACCCCUUUCUGGGGAUAACCUUCUUUACUUGUUUAAUGGAAGGAAGCAAAAGCAGAUUCUCCUACAAGGCUAUACUUGUUCAGAUUCUCCUCCCUAUUCUGGAUUAAAACAGAAGCAAAUACAGAGAGAUCUUUUCUGUAUAUAAGACUUCUCCAAUCUCCUCCCUUUUUCUUCACAACCAUCUGAUCAUCUUUCAGAGCUCUCAAUUUGCUAAAAAUGGCAAAGAACAUGGGCAUAAUUGUAUGCCUCUUAAUCAUCAUCCUGGACAUCGUAGCGGGCCUACUCGGCAUUGAAGCUGAGUUAGCUCAGAACAAGAUGAAACAUAUGAAGGUAUGGAUAUUUGAGUGUAGAGAACCAAGCUAUCAAGCUUUCAAGCUAGGGUUGGCUGCAGCAGCACUUCUAUCCCUAGCCCAUGCCAUUUCUAACUUACUUGGUGGCUGCAUCUGCAUCUCGUCCAAGGAAGCACUGGGCAAAGCAUCUCCUAACAGGCAAUUGGCAGCGGUCUCCCUCGUCUUCUCUUGGAUUAUAGUAGCAGUUGCAUUCUCAAUGUUGAUUAUUGGGGCACUAACAAAUUCAAGGUCAAGAAAAUCUUGUGGAUUACCGCACCAUCGUCUUCUGUCUAUAGGAGGGAUCUUGUGCUUCAUUCAUGCAGUUUUAGCAAUUGUCUAUUAUGCUUCAGCCACUGGUACAGCUAGAGAAGAGAAGAUUCAUCAUGGAACAGCUAGAGAAGAGAAGAUUCAUCAACAUGGAACCCACGUUUGAUUUGCUCUCAAUUCAGAUGGCUCCACUCUAUUUCACUUCAGAGAUUAAGAGUUUAUUGUAUUAUUGCCUCCAACCCAGAGUUUAUUUUUGUUGUUCUUUCGGUAUUUUAUUGCCUGUGAAAGAUAAGCUGUAUUUAUAGAAAUGAUCAUUUGAGACGGA
This is a messenger RNA of Rhododendron vialii, 985 nucleotides long. Its product is annotated as protein DESIGUAL 2-like. Bases 281 to 826 code for a protein of 181 amino acids. The transcript is spliced from 3 exons. The record is from RefSeq and is a predicted model, not a curated record. Lineage: Eukaryota; Viridiplantae; Streptophyta; Magnoliopsida; Ericales; Ericaceae.